GUCACAUUACGCUUCAGGCCAUCUACUCGGUAGAGAUUUAACAUCGGAGAACGAAGAGAAAAAGAUGUGGAAGAGAGAAGAGUAGGAGAUCUGAUCCCUGCUUUUCUGAAAGGAGUACAGUUAAUUGACAGCUUCAGGCAACAUUGAAAUCUUACUAAUGACUUCAUACGGAAGAAAAAAGACCAUCUAAAUUUUUGCCUGAUGACUGCCAUCAAGGAAUUGAAUAACUCGGCCAUAGCCACUUCACCAGACGCAGAAAACAGACGCCAUGUCGAAGAGGAGGAGGAGGAGGAAGAGGUUGAAUACGUAAUGCCCGAACCACCUGACGGGGGAUGGGGAUGGGUAGUGGUCUUCUGUUCUUUCAUGAUCCACGUGAUUGCCGACGGAGUGACUUACACCUUUGGAAUAUUCCAUAUGGAGUUCUUAAGACAUUUUGGGGAAAGCAAUGGAGCUACUUCCUGGGUUUCAUCCAUCAUGGUGGGGACAACAUUUUGCGUAGGACCUUUUGCAAGUGGUCUGACGAAUCAGUUCGGAUGCAGAACAGUGACGAUCAUUGGCUCGUUACUCGCUACAUUUGGCCUGAUUAUGAGCACCAUUGCGCCAAGCGUCACUUUCCUUUACUUUAGCGCCGGCCUGUGCACAGGCUGCGGAUUCGGGCUGAUGUACUUGCCGGCCAUCGUGUGCGUGACGUGCUACUUCGAGCGCCGACGGGCCUUCGCGACGGGCAUCGCGGUGUGCGGGUCGGGCAUAGGGACCUUCCUGCUGGCGCCCGUCAUCCAGUGGAUGGUGGGCGAUCUCGGCUGGCAGGGCGCCAUGCUCGUCACCGCGGGAUUCGUGCUCAACUGCUGCGUCUUCGGGGCCCUCUUCAGGCCCCUCCAGAAGAAGCCCGUGCUCAAGAGGCUCAAGAGGUGCUCCUUCUCGUCGGCGCAGAGCCCCUGCAACGGGGACGCCCGCAAGUGUUCCUUGCCGAACGGAACUUUAAACAGCAAUGGCGACAUAUGCAUUGCACCUCUCAAGAUUGAGAACCUCCAGAAGCAUUCUUCGCUCUUGGGAAUCGAUCAAAAUCCCCAUCAUUUUUCUUCUGUUCAACAGAUUCGCAAUGCAACGUCCAUGACGCUCAGUUGCGGGACGACAUCAUCCAGAAGAUCCUCCGUUCGCCUGCGAAAUGGCCCAAUGGCGCGAAAAGACAUCUUCUACAGCGGCAGUGUUCGAAAUCUUCCAGUGUGUGUGUCUAACCUCUACCUGUACGAUGUGCAGGUAGAGGACGAUGAGAAGAAAGAACCAGUCAAGAAGUCUACCAUGGCCAAAUUCACCAACUUCCUGUGCCCGACUGUCAUGAGGGAGGCAUUCACUGAAAUGAUGAACUUCAGACUCAUGACAGACGUCGUGUUCCUCAUGUUCGGGUUUUCGAAUUUUUUCACCAAUAUCGGAUUUAAUGUUCCUUUCGUUUACACCAAAGACAGAGCCGUUGGCUUGGACAUUGCAGACGAGAAAACGGCCAGCUACUUACUGUCCGUGAUCGGUAUAGCCAACACGGUGGCCCGAGUCAUCUUGGGAUACCUGUCAGAUCAUAGUUGUGUCAACAGACUUUGGCUCUAUAAUGCGAGCCUCACAUUUUGUGGUAUAGCCACAGCGUUCAGCGCGCUUUGCAAAGACUAUUCCACGAUGGCUCUUUAUGCAGCUGUCUUCGGUGCUACAGCGGGUGCUUAUGUAAGCUUAACUUCAGUGAUUUUAGUAGAUCUUCUAGGUCUUGAUAAGUUAACAAAUUCUUUUGGUCUUCUGUUGCUAUUUGAAGGCGUUGCUUGUUUAAUAGGUCCACCAAUCACGGGUUGGCUUCACGACUAUACUGGCUCUUAUGACCCAGGCUUUUACGUGUCUGGUGCUAUGAUAGCAGUGAGUGGACUUAUGUUAUUUUACAUUCCUUGUGUUCAGAGGUACUUCCAAAAAAAUAAGCAUGUCCAAGAACAUGUAGAUAUUGUUUUGUCCCCAACCUCUUCCUUAAGUCCAAAAUCUGGAUCACCAGUCAAAGAUGCAGUGUUGAAUAGAAAAAUAUUUUGUAGGUCAGAUAUAAUAGCUUGAUGCCUCUGAAGCGAGAUUUUAAAUGUUCAAUGUAAAAUCGACUCUUAUAAAUACAAAACAGACGUUAAAUAUAUUAAUAAAAAAUAAUAAUUUGCACAGAUUCGCGCAAAACAGUAAUAGGUGAAAUGUGUGCCUUCUUUACAUAGAAGAAAUAUAUUUUGGUAUUAAAAUGCAUACUAUACCUGUAUUGUCUGCAUGAAUAUAUAUUAUAUAUAUUUAUCUUGCCAAUUAAAAAAAUAAUCUAUGGGAUUCAUUUUCUGCAAUGCAUACUACUAGUUAAAACUAGUAGAAAAAAUGGAAAACUAGGCUAAAUAGAAACUACAAUUAAUGAUUAUUAUAGCUCAAAAAUGUUCAGUUGAAUUUUGAAAAACCAAAACGAAGAUGCAUAGUUCUUGCAAAGUAAUUAAUUGAAAAAGUUAAUAUCACAGAUAGAAAAUAACAAUCCUUCACAGCUAACAAACAUAUCACUCUGCUCAAAGACAUCAAGUGGUCUUCUGUCUGAGUCUUUUUGAAUGUCUGUCAAUAUUUUUUUGUAACUUCAUUCAAGAGAAUAAACUAUUUAAGAUUUUU
Messenger RNA from Uloborus diversus, 2649 nucleotides. RefSeq names its product monocarboxylate transporter 12-B-like. Gene Ontology annotation, molecular function: monocarboxylic acid transmembrane transporter activity. The coding region runs from base 202 to 2079 and encodes 625 amino acids. The record is from RefSeq and is a predicted model, not a curated record. The transcript is spliced from 7 exons. Gene Ontology annotation, biological process: monocarboxylic acid transport; transmembrane transport. Lineage: Eukaryota; Metazoa; Arthropoda; Arachnida; Araneae; Uloboridae.